Dioszegia hungarica is the source of this 3150-nucleotide messenger RNA. RefSeq lists its product as uncharacterized. Lineage: Eukaryota; Fungi; Basidiomycota; Tremellomycetes; Tremellales; Bulleribasidiaceae. Gene Ontology annotation, molecular function: protein heterodimerization activity; histone binding. The coding region runs from base 1 to 3150 and encodes 1049 amino acids. The transcript has 2 exons. Gene Ontology annotation, cellular component: nucleus. The record is from RefSeq and is a predicted model, not a curated record.
AUGACGGCUUCCGACCCCAUCGCUGGUCCUUCUCGGCCCUACUUCCCCCGCCCGUUCCGCCUAGAUGCCCUGCGCGAGACAGCCGCCCCCGCGCGGGAAUCUGCCUCCCGGCAGGCCUCCUCCUCGCGCUCCUCCACGCCCAUCCGGCCUGCACCCCGCGCGCGCUCUUCAUCGGCCUACAGCUCCCGUACGCAGCAAGACGACGAUGACGCGCUAUUGAACAAGAAGCGCGCCGACUCGGUCAAGAAGAUGGUGGAUAGCUGGGACCUCUUGCGGGAGAAGUACGGCUCGGUGGGAUUGAAUGAGGAUGACGAGAUUGACAUCAAGACGGGGGAGAUCAUGAAGAACAGGGGGAGGAUAAAAGCGAUGGUGCCAAGGAAGGGAAUAGGCGAGGAGAGUGACGAGGAGGAUGCAGAGACGCAGACUGUGGCGUCGGAGGUGGAGGACGAGGUGUUGUCGGAUGAGGACGUGCUGGCCGGAUUGGGAGACGUGGAUUGCCAGACGAGGGAGCAGGCGCCGACGAGGGUGUGGACAGAUCAGGAUAGGGAGGAUCUGGCGGCCUUUCUGAGGGAUGAAGCGGAGCUGAGGGAGUUGGGCGAUAAUGGGGACGAUGGGGAUGUGGAAGAGCUUGACAGCUCGGAUGAAGAAGGCGAUGGCGCCAGCCAAGCGUCCGGAUCAUCACCCAUACGAUCAUCGUCUCCAAAUACUUCGGGGAAUGGGGACUCCGCAGUCAAUGGAGACGACUUGGAUGGGUCGGAUUCAGAGGACGAGCUACUAUCCUUCGACCCGGAUGCAGUCAAGGUCACACCCGUGAGACCGCACCACCUAUCUCCUGAAGUCGUCAUUCCUAUCCGCACCCCAAAGCGUACGGUACCUCCAUCGGUCUCUUUGCCCCGGCAGUCCGCCGCGCCCAACGCGGAGGCAGGACCCAGCCGACUACCACAUGCUCGUCGGUCGACCUCCCAGACUUUGCGAGACCUCUUUACUCCACCUCCAGAGUCCUCCCCUCCCACCCUCGACGACCUCUUCGCGGAGCCAUCGUCGUCGUCGUCUGAUGCCCCACCCGCGAGCUCCCCCAAACGACCUACCCGCCUCAUCCUACACGCACCUGCUUGGCCCGCCACCACACCCAGAUCACAGCUCAUCCCUGUCAGUCAGCGCUCGUCCGAAAGUCGAUUCGCGGAAGAACCGUCCUACAUCCCUCCCGAGCAACUCGAAGUCCCAUCGGAUACCACGCGGUACUUUCCCAAACUGCAUCGGUCGACCUCUACAACUUUCCGCUUCUGCCAGACUUGCCGGGCCUCUACCGAUGCUCUCCGCAAACAACGGUCGUACUACUGUAAAGGGCGUAUCGCGGCGUAUAAGUGCGUCUUUGCGCAGGAAUUGGGAGAGGAGAUUGUGCGGACGUAUACGUCAGUGUACGUUCUUGCCAGGCGGCGGGGAAUGACGAUUGAGGAGGUACUGGCCGAGGAGAAAGCGCUCGGAUCGGGUCGCCCAGAUAGAAGGGGCAGGUCAGUUUCGGCAGUGGGAGCCACGCCGUCGCCUGCUAGGCAGGACUUCGUCGAGCAGCAGAACGAACCGACGCCGGAAGAGCUGUCGGAUGCAGAGUCGGAGGCGGCGUGGCUGGAAGCCUUGCCCCGGGCCUACCAAGGGCUGGCGGUCGCUGAGGCGGAAGAGCCUGUGCCCGCUGCCGUUGUCGCCAAUUCCCCAUCGGCCCUUCCUACCAGUAAAGCGAUACCCUCUCCUCCAGCGCCGGAGGUCCCGCUCUCGGUCAAGAAGAUUGCAAGGAGGCGGAUCAUCACCCCGGUAUCGGUUUCGCCUCCCCCGGACGUCUUCUCCCAGGCGCCUGAUGCUUUGGUCGCUUCUCUGACCUCAUCCCCUCCGCUAUCUUCGCCGCCAGGUAGCCCUCCUCCGACCCAGAAGCAGCCCUUCAUCUACCAGCCCACCCCGUCACCCACCGUAUCCGUCGAGCCGGAACGGAUCGACCAGUCGGCUCGCAAGACGCUCUGGCCUCCCACUUCGCCUGCCGCCCGGCGUAUCCUCCCUCUCCCUCGCGGAUCGCACUAUGCGCUCCAACCCACUCCGCCACCCUCUGCGGAUGGGCGCAAUUCGUCCGUCUCGAGCGAUGCCGCCCUUUUCACUCGUCCCCGCCCAAUCCUGCGCGGAACCCCCAGCAGCAUCGGUUCCGCUUCUACCACAAAGAGUCAGAAGCGCGCCCGAUUCUCACUCCAGCCGAGCAGCCCGGGGGUGGACCUAUCCGACCUGUUUGGGCAGUCCGAUACCGAGAGCCUGGACACGGGAUACGAGUCGGUCUCGCCUUGGCAGCUGCCAGCAGCGGGGCGGAUCAACUCAUCCAGUCCGUCCUUCUCCACAGAACUGAGUGUGCGGGCGGCGGAUGCUGGGUUCCACUUGGGACCGGGUCAUACGGGUCGGAUCACGCAGGGGAUGAUGCAGGCGCUUUAUCCGGAUUACGGCGGUGCGUCCUCUUCUGGGACGUCUCCGGAACCUGCGGAGAUGGCUACGCCGGGGAAAGUGUACACUCUGCUUGCGCCACCCCGGGCGUCCACGCCUUCGCGCCCCGCCCCGAGCCCCAGCAAAAGCGGCAGCACCGCCGGGUUGAUGCUUCCCCCGCCCGUCCCCCCUCGGCGACUCAGCAGCGUCAGCUCCACCCCUGGUCCUUCUACACCCAGCUCCAGCUCUGAUGCUGCCCCUCCCAUCGAAGUAUCGCGCACUCCCAAAACACCUCGGCGGAGCAAACCCCCACUUGGGAUCAAGGAGGAACCCGACUUCAAACCCAUCAUUUUCCGGACGGCCUUACCUCCCUCUCUCGUCCUUGCUCAAUCUCGCGCCAGGAGUCGGUCCGUAUCCGCCGCGGCGUACUCUCAGCGCUCUACAUCCAGCGCCACCCCGGAGAGGUCGGAUAGCUGGGCAGGGGGAAGCGGAAGCGGGAUGACGAGGAAGGUGGUGGUUCCCGCUACGACGCCGAGGAAGAGGCGGAGAGAUAGGUCAGAGAGGGAGUUGGCGAGGCUGGCGAGGCUGGCGAGGGAGCUAGGGGAUGAGGCGGGGUUGGAGUGGGGAAUGGACGAAGAUGUGGGAGAGGAGAUUGCGAGGGAGGGGAGGGAGGGAACGGUCUUUAUGUAUCUAGAGUAA